This is a messenger RNA of Penicillium daleae, 1593 nucleotides long. RefSeq lists its product as uncharacterized. The transcript has a single exon. Lineage: Eukaryota; Fungi; Ascomycota; Eurotiomycetes; Eurotiales; Aspergillaceae. The record is from RefSeq and is a predicted model, not a curated record. Bases 1 to 1593 code for a protein of 530 amino acids.
AUGUCCGACAUCCCACUUCAAUCCACCCGUCGGCCCACGGCUCGAUUCGCUCGCCGGUAUGGCUCGACUUUCAGCUCCUUCGACCAUCUGGCCAAUGUGAGUUUAUGCUCACAGAAACUGCGCCGGGUCGAAAUUGACUGUCGAUUUCGGCUUUCGAAAACGAAGUGGGGCGUGUUGGGCCCUGCUGAGAACCAGGCCGGCAUUUUAUACAUGGAUUUCAGUUUCUCACAAUCAAAGCACUGCCGGUUAUCCAGUGCAUCUGUGUGGGUGAGCCUUGAAGAUCCUGCUGGUGUCAAAGAUACAAUUAAAUCCGACGCAAUGCCUACACUGCUCGUAUCAACAGUCGAGAUUCCGGCCUACAAAGGCAGAUCGAGAUCCGGAUUGGCACCGAAAUCUCAUGAAACAGAACGGUCAAUGACCAUGCGCCAUGAGAAUGAAGAAUACCAGGCCUUGCGCUCCAUGUGCCUUCCCCGAUUGACCCACGACUUUGGCCCCCGGCAGCUAACAGGAGAGCCUACCAAAGUGACAACUAAAAGGACCAGGCAUCUAACCCCCGAGGUCAAGGUGCUUGGGAACGGGGGCGGAGGUUUAGGUUGGGACGACGAACAAAGCAUUGAGCAAAAUAGUCGAUGGACUUUUACUGGAAGCAUUCUUCAAGGCUCAAAGCUUAGAAAGAAUCCCGCAGAUAUUGUGUAUCGCACGCUCAAAUGGGAGCUCUCCGAGGAUGAAUUCCAACCCCAGACUACCCACUGCAACACCAUCCAGACAGCCUUCACACUUGAACAUAACGAGAAACCAUUCAUCAUUCGAAUUGAAAUCCAGGGGAAGCUUGAAAGCAAGCAUGACCGCAUGAAAGACCAUGUGAAGCGACUAUUGAAAUUUCCAAGUGAUCUCAGCAAGGGCCAAGGAGUCUCGCUGACGAUGGUCAAUCCACGACGGGAGAAAGCCACAAGAAGACUGGAUGCUAUUGUACAAGGCAUACCCUUUGACAUGGAACGUCUCAAUUUGGAAGCUGUUCCGCCACAACUACCUACAAUGCUCCCAAUAUCUUUCCAGGACACGACUCCCUUUUCGCGAGACGACAGUGCGACCACGUCCACGGCUGUGGAAGAGAACAAUACUGGCCUCUCUGCAACCGACCAUAUGGCGAACGCGAGAUUUCCCAACACCCGAGUAUCGGAGCGGAUCUCAUCCUUCCCCCAAGCAGAAGAAACUACAGCAGGGGAGGCUACAAUAAAUGAAAAACCGCUGAAGACUGGAAACUGCGUUACGUCAUAUUCAGCGCGGAACAGGUCUGAUCAUUCAUCCUUUCGAAAUCCAUCUGAACAAAGGCAUACAAGAUACAAGGAAACUACAUUCAAAUUGCAGAACGAGAAUCACAAAAAUAUGGCAGAGAGAUCCCAAGUCGAAGAGAUGCCCGCGUCAGAGACAAUAUUAGAGCCGGUUGAAGAUAAGCUUUCACGUGAGGACUUGAACGACCUUGUAUCACAGCUGGCCCAAUUUCCUUUUCUGCUCCGGAUUUUUUUGUGGGUUAUCUCUAUGAUGAGUUACACCCAAAAUAAGACGCCGAGAAAGAUCCUUAGAAAUGAAUGA